GGCAAAUCUCCAGUGCCACCUCAAUCGGGGAUCUGAGAUGGUUCUGCUUUUCUUUCCUUUCGUUGCAUCCUUUUUGGGGGCAGUCAUCUUGCAAGGGACCUGUGCCACAGCACAAUCACAGCCUCCGCUCUGCUCCGUGAACUGCACUGUCACAGUCUUGAGCAAUGCCGGUUGUCAGCUGGCUGACAUUAAAAAAUGUCUCUGUACGAACGAUAUUUUACAAUAUGAGCUUGUUGUAUGUGUCGUCAGCUCCUGCAACCGGGCGGAUCAGAUGACUGCCACACAAAUCUUUCAGGACGAAAUCUGUCUGGGAGCUCCCUUUCCAUCUCGCCAAGUGGAGAUCAUUCGAGCCGAGAUCAUCCUUGCCGCCUUCACAUUCCCGAUUGUUAUAUUACGUUUGAUAUCCCGGGUGUGGAUUGCACAUAAAAUUUGGUGGGAUGACUGGAUGGUGAUACUUGCAACAGUGCUCAUGGUUCCCAAUACAGCCAUUCCAAUAUACACAGCCUAUCACGGUUUUGGCGUUCAUGUAUGGAACGUUCGAGUACAAGAUCAAAUAAUUCCCCUACAGCUCUACUACGUCGCGCAGAUCUUCUACGCCCUCAUCCAAAACAUCGCCAAAUUCUCCAUCCUCUUUCUCUACCUCCGCAUCUUUCCCACCCCACAGUUCCGGCUCGCGGUCAAGCUCUCGAUGGUCGUGAUUGUUUGCCAUACCAUCGCAUUUACCAUCGGUGUUGGCAUGCAAUGUCUCCCGCUCGACUCCCUCUGGGAUCUAACGAUCCAUGCUAAAUGCAUCGACAUCCAUGUUUUCGCAAUAUCGGGCGCUGUGUUGUCGAUUUUUUAUGAUAUCGUUAUUAUGCUGCUUCCGAUCAGUGAGUUGAAAGGGUUGAAUCUCACACUGAAGAAACGGAUUGCGCUUUGCUUUAUGUUUGCGUUGGGCUCUUUUGCAUGCGUCACAAGCAUGGUCCGUCUCAAGUACCUAAAGGACUUCUACCCCACCAUCGACGCAAGCUGGGACAGCACCGACGUAGUCCUUUGGUCCGACAUCGAGACCUGCACAGCGAUCAUAUGCUCUUGCCUAAUGUGCAUCCGGCCUCUCCUCGCAAAAUGCUUUCCCGCUCUCUUCGCCUCCUCAAACGUCAGCUCCACCGUCAAAUUAAGUUCGAAAUCCAUUAGCUCGGGUUUGAGAAGUCCGUGGAAGAUCAGGGGUAACAGGUUCAGUAGCAGAACGAGGAGUUUGGGGACUGCGAAUUUAAGUAGUAUGGGAGGAGAGGGCGAUGAGCAGAUGUUCGUUAUUCAGGGGCCGAAUGUUGCGGAGAGUCGAGGGAAAGGCCCAUCUAGGGCACAAGACGGGCUGGAACUGGAGGAGAGAGGGAUGACGCCUACGACGCUGAGUACUGUCGAGGGGGAGAGGAAUAUUGAGAGUAGCGCGGAGGAUUUGGGGGUUUAUCAUGGUGGUGGAGAGAGAUAGAUGAGUUUCUCUUGCCUUGGGGCGGCACUUUUGCACAGGACUGAUGCACAGCACGCUUCCUGUUUGUGAUUGUGGAGUUUGCAUCUGGGAUCGAGAUAGGGACGGGGGGGUUAGCACUGGUCCUUUUAUGACUUUGGGUUUGGAAGAGGCACACAGCACUGUCCCUUCUAUGGCUGGUAAGAUUCAAUGUUAUGAUUACAAACGAUCGGGUUCUAUUCCCUUAUUUAUUUCGAGCUGGC
Molecule: messenger RNA, 1707 nt
Organism: Hyaloscypha bicolor E
Lineage: Eukaryota; Fungi; Ascomycota; Leotiomycetes; Helotiales; Hyaloscyphaceae
Exons: 8
Coding region: 38-1468 (476 amino acids)
Source: RefSeq, a predicted model, not a curated record